Molecule: messenger RNA, 2521 nt
Organism: Heterobilharzia americana
Lineage: Eukaryota; Metazoa; Platyhelminthes; Trematoda; Strigeidida; Schistosomatidae
Source: the annotation of a GenBank genome assembly
AAUUAUGAUUAUGUUAGAUUUCACUCAUUUCAUUUAACACUAAACUUAACUACUUUCAAUAAAUGCAUACAAAAAUGCUAAUUUUGCAUGAAUAAUCCUUAGAAAGAAAACCUAUGGAUUUUUUCAAUAUGAACAAUUCCUUAGGUUUAUAUGUAAAUAAAUGCAAUCAGACGCAAAAUUUCUCUCAGUUAAUUAGUUCACCGUCGAUGAUUAUAUCAUUUGGUGUAGCAUCUUCAAUUAAUCUGUGGAUGUUUGGUUCAUGUUUAUUUGUAAUAAUUAUUCUGUCAACCAGUAAGAACAAACGUUUUGAUGCAACACGUAAAUUUCUAAUAAAUUUAGCUGUUAAUGAUAUCGGCUUCGCAGUUUUUUUGAUGCCGAUUUCUAUAUCCUAUAUUAUCUUAAAAGUGAAUUGGAUUCCAUGUCAUAUCAUAUGCCAUUUAUGGAUUAUAUCUGAUGUCUACUUUGGCUCAACAAACAUGUUUAAUCUAGCUGUUAUUGCACUGGAUAGAAUGAUGGCUGUAAAUUAUGCUGUAAGAUAUAAUCAAAUGAUGUCGAACACACGUGUACGCCUAUUAAUCCUACUUAUAUGGAUACUAGCACUUUUAAUUACAACACCGCUUUUUGUCAGUCUCCUUUGGAGUCAGACAACCGCCUCCCAACUCUCCGAAGAAUCUGUAUAUCCCUGUUACUAUGGAAAUAAAUGUUCACAUUAUCCAUGUAGUUUGAUCAAUGUAAGUGUAUAUAUCCGCAUAUUUAUUGUAAUAGGUUCAAUAUAUGUGCCAACUGUUUUAAUAUGCUAUUUUUAUUUUCAUGUAUUCUCUAAAGUUGUUGUAAAUAAGCGAGGAAUCUCAAUUGGCCUAUUAAUUGAUAAUGAAAGAGUAAAUCAUAAAAAAAAUAAUAAAAAAGUUUCCUCUCCAAAAGUCAGUGUAAGUAAGAAUAAUAAUAAUGAGAAUAAAAAUUCUGAUGAUCAAGAAAAUGGCAAUAAUAACAAUGAUAAUAAUAACAGUAGUGACAAUGAUAAAACCAAUAAAACAAACACUAAGUCAUCAAAUUAUGGCCUACUCAGAGUACAUGUUGGCGGUAAACCAUUUAAUAUGAAUCUUCAUACUACAACACCCAAUAUGAACUAUCGUCACAGUAGUAGUACAAAUAUUAAUAAUACUAAUGAUAAUGAUUUACAACAAGAAACAAACUGGAAAAAUAACAAAAACUAUGGUUCAUCAAUAAUUAUUAAUUCAUCAACAAAUAAAUCACCAGAAAAACAACCAAAACUAUGCCUAACUACUGGAUUAGUAAAAAAAGAACGACAUGAAUCUGAUUGUGGUACAUCAACACAUAGAUGUAAUGAUCCAUUUAUAUCAGAUCUAGUUAAAACAAAUUAUAAAUCAAAGAUGAGCAAAAAAAGUUCAAGUACACCAUCUGAAAUGGUAUUCAAAGUGAAUAAAUGUAAAACAGAGGAAAAUAUUAGUAAACAACAACAACAACAAUAUUUGAAGAUAAAAAUUAAAAAUAUAUUACGUAAACACUCAUUUCAUAAUCUGUCAUCAGAUAAAAAUUUAAAGCCGAUCGAUCUAAUGCAAUCAAGACGUUCCACUGGAAAAAAUGAUAAAGAUGCCAAGUUUACUGACUUAAGUACACUACGAAGGUGUGCACUGAUGCCAUUACAUGGAAGUGCAGCUUGUUCAUCUAUCAGUAAUGAAUAUACAUAUUCUACACGAAAUUCUGAAAAUAUAUCAAAUUUGUCUGCAACAUAUAUAACUCCAAGAAAUAGUAAUCCAAUUGAUCAAUCGAUAUUAUCUAGUGAAGUACCCUUAACAUCAGGAUCUAAUAAUAAUCCUAUUAAUUUUAGUAGUUAUGGUAGUGAUCAUAUUUAUGGAUUUAAAAUAAAGCAUACAAUCGAAAUAAAAGCUAUAUGUAUGUUUCUCAUCAAUAUCAGUUCAAUCAUUCUCUGUUGGUUACCAUUUUAUACAUUGAUAUUAUUCACAGAUAUUAUGCCAGAUGUAUGUCUUUCUUUUACAAUUUAUGACUUUUUCUAUUGGUCAAGAUUUUUAUGCAUAGCAUUUAAUCCAAUUAUUUAUGGGUCAGCUUCAGAAGAUCUACGUAAAGCUUUCAAACGAUUCAUUCUACAUUGUGGUAAAGUGAAAAAAGAGAAAAAAGCUCUAAAACGAUUAGUACUAGCUGGUUUAGGCGCAGCUGGUAUCCCAUAUGGGCACAGAAUAAUAAUUCCCCCACAGAGAUGUAAUAGCGGUAAUAGUAGUACUAAUAAUAAGUCAGUUAUACUCAAUAAACCACUGAUGAUACUAACCGAUACAGAAGAGAAAGUAUAAUGUAUGAUUUGUGUGUAUUAUAAUUUCUUUUUCAAAAACGAAGGACUUGAUUAUUUUUAAAUUUGCUUCGCUAAUCAUUUGUAAUAAACACUGUUCAAUGUCCAGUAACAAAGAGUAUAUUGUACAUAUAUAUAAAAUUAUUCUCGUACAAAUUUGAUUCAUUUUCUGGAUAUAACAAUGUGGUUUCACUCAUC